This is a messenger RNA of Malania oleifera, 1406 nucleotides long. RefSeq lists its product as uncharacterized. The record is from RefSeq and is a predicted model, not a curated record. Lineage: Eukaryota; Viridiplantae; Streptophyta; Magnoliopsida; Santalales; Ximeniaceae. The transcript is spliced from 6 exons. The coding region runs from base 497 to 1066 and encodes 189 amino acids.
CUUCCAAACUCAUCCUAUCAAAUGUAAAAUAUGGGCUCCUAAAUUUGGCUUAGAAUACCCAUGGGUAGUCCACAACACGGUUAAAUACCAUUUUUACGCCCAUUAGUUUCAAAAAUUAUAGACCCAUACCGCUCAGGGCUCUCCCAACCCGACAGGUUCCACGACUCUAGCUCAUUUCUACAAUCCCCAACCAUAGUUUCCUUUCUCAUUCUCUGAAUCAACAGAAAACCCUAGGUCACCAACCCUUGAGUUGGGUUCUUCAUUGGAUUGUGAGUGAUUGUGGUCGAGUUGAGUUCUUCAAGCUUUGGGUUUAGGGUUCUUCAAACCCUAGCUACACUGUUCUUCAAUUCGGUUCUUCACCAGCCAAUCAAACACUGGACUAAAGUCUGAAGUUUUUGAAUAGAGGUCAGAAAUAUCUGAGAGUAGGUGUUGGCAUUUCAAUCAUCUCUUGCUUGUUGUGCUGGUUUGAAAGGAGGUCUGAGAAUAGAAUACAACCAUGUCUUUCAUGAAAGGGGAUUUACUUACCAGAACAAGAAAGCUUGUGAAGGGUUUGGCCAUGGCUGAGCCUGUUUGGCUCAAAGCAAUGGAACGGGCUCCACCUGCAAACUUCCCUCGUGUUGAUGGGAAAAUUAAGAAGAUCACUCUUCCUGAGGAUGCCUAUAUAAAGAAGUUCUUUCAGAAGCAUCCAGAUUCUAAGCACGAAGAUGCCAUCAAGAUCUGUGGUUUGGAACCCCCUCCGGCUCGUGUAUUUGGAUGGCGGGUGCUUGAGUUGAAGGAGCAGGGAGUGAGUGAGCAGGAUGCCAUGGCUGUAGCUGAUAUGGAAUAUCGGGCUGAGAAGAAGGCCAAAAAGAAGGCUUACACUCGGCUAAAGCAAAUCACACGUCUUCAGGGGAAGAAACCACCCCCAAACCCGUAUCCGAGUGCUAUCAAGGAGAUACAGGCUGAGGAGAGGAAGUUUGUUCGUGACCGAUUCUUUAAUCCCAAGGCUCUUGAACUUGUGCAGAAGAUGAAAGAAGAGAAGUCGGCUCAGAUGCGGGAGAGGAUGAGAGGAAGUGGAAUGUUCUGAAGUGGUCGCUGCAAGCAUCAAUCCAUUGUUACUUCUUGAAGCUGGAUUCUGAUAAUUCCUUUGCAAAUUGCAUGGGGUUUUGAUUUAGGAAAACUAUAACUGCACUGUUGCUAUGCAAGAGUAGAAUGGAAUUGGGUGGAAUAAAAUAGAAUUUCUUACUUGAUUUCAACAUCCUCCAUUCAAAUUUUCAUUUCAUUUCUUAGCACAUUUAAUUUUGUAAGCUAAAUAUUUUUCAAAGAAAGUUACAGCUGUAUCUGUGAGCAUGAAUUUUGGACUUAAAUUUAGAUUUAAGUGUAUUUGGAUAAAUUUUAAUAUAAUUUUAUAUUAUCUCUUAUCUAAA